This is a messenger RNA of Rotaria sp. Silwood2, 384 nucleotides long. Lineage: Eukaryota; Metazoa; Rotifera; Eurotatoria; Philodinida; Philodinidae. The record is from the annotation of a GenBank genome assembly.
AUCAUAUAUUUUUAUCAACUUAUAUACACAAGCUAAUCAAUCAGAAGUGAAAAUUUCUAGCAUUAUGUAAAUAUAUAUAUGUCUGAAAUUAUUUUUGUUUCUUUUAAAUUUUUCUUUUUGUGAAGUAUAGUAUUAGCUGAUAAAUUUCGAUAUACGUCAGAAGGAAAUGCAAUAACUAUUAAGGGUAUUGAUGAUGUUCAACAAUUUUUAGCAAUACGUGAAGCACUUGCUCUUGAUAUUGAAAAUAAAAUUCAAAUAUCAAUAUUUCAUCUUUUAUCAGCUAUAUUUCAUUUGAAAAAUGUUAUUAUUAAUGAAGAUAAUGAAGAAUCAAGUUUUAUCAAAGAAUCAGAUAAAGAAUUUUCAAUAUUUUGUUCUCUUAUUUAA